This is a messenger RNA of Striga hermonthica, 1998 nucleotides long. NCBI's taxonomy places the organism in Eukaryota, Viridiplantae, Streptophyta, Magnoliopsida, Lamiales, Orobanchaceae. The record is from the annotation of a GenBank genome assembly.
AUGGGAGGAUGUUCGUACGACGAAAGAAUUUGGCGGCUUGGGCUUCAAACGACAACGGACAACGAGGCACUGUUAAUGAAACUUGACUGGCAUUUCCUAACGAACUGGGAUUCAUUAUGGGUGGCUGGCCAUAAGAGACCCUUUGACAUGGUGGCUGGCCAUAGGAGACCUUGCUCGGCGAUUUUUCAAUCUGUACAGAAGAUCUGGAAGCACGUAGUUUGUGGGUCCCGUUGGGCGAUACGGAAUAGCGAAAAGAUAAAAUUUGGGUCAGAUAAAUGGCUGCCCUCCGACUACAAUUUGCAAUCGGUCGCUACGGGCGUGAUCCCGACAAGUUUAAUCGACAAGGAAGCCACCGGCAGAAUAAAGACUCGGCGGAAGCAGAAGAACGAUGACCGUCGGGAUUCGGAAUCCGCCGCCGGUCCGGUGGAAAACGAAGUGCCGGAAAGAGGGAAGGGGAAGAAGAAGAUGGAAGAGGUUCCGGAGCCUUCUUCGGCGGCGGUGUUGCCGGAUUUCCGGCUGAGAAGGGGCGUCUCCGGUGGCGGUGAUAGAUGGCCAUCGUGGCUAAACGACGUCGCUGGGCAAGCCAUUAAGGACUGGAAACCCCGCCGGGCCAACACAUUCGAGAAGCUCGAUAAGAUUGGGCAAGGUACAUACAGCAAUGUGUAUAAAGCCAGAGACUUGAUCACUGGAAAAGUGGUGGCACUAAAAAAAGUGAGGUUCGAUAACUUGGAGCCUGAAACUGUGAAGUUCAUGGCUAGAGAAAUACUCGUAUUAAGAAGGCUUAAUCAUCCAAAUGUAAUUAAGCUCGAAGGCUUAGUUAUUUCAAGGAUGUCAAGUAGUCUUUAUCUUGUUUUCGAGUAUAUGGACCAUGAUCUUGCUGGCCUUGCUGCUGUACAAAGUGUCAAGUUCACGGAGCCGCAGGUCAAAUGCUAUAUGAAACAGUUGCUUUCCGGUCUAGAGCACUGUCACAAUAACGGAGUGCUACACCGAGAUAUUAAGUGCUCUAAUUUGCUAAUCGGCAAUGAUGGUGUUUUGAGAAUAGCCGAUUUUGGGCUGGCCUCGUUUUACGAGCCAGAGCAGAAGAGGCCAAUGACGAGCCGUGUUAUAACACUGUGGUACCGCCCACCCGAGCUUUUGCUUGGGGCCACUUAUUAUGGGGUGGGUGUUGAUUUAUGGAGUGCUGGGUGUAUUCUUGCAGAGUUGCUUGCUGGGAAGCCAAUACUGCGUGGAAGAACAGAGGUUGAGCAACUGCACAAGAUAUUUAAACUAUGCGGCUCACCAUCUGAUGAAUAUUGGAAAAAAUCUCGACUACCAAACGCAACUCUUUAUAAACCUCAACAACCUUAUAAGCGAUGUCUGGCAGAGACUUUUAAGGAUUUUCCGCCAACUGCGCUUUCUCUUUUAGAAUCUCUUCUUGCCAUUGAUCCCGAUGCACGAGGUACAACAACAACAGCAUUGAAUAGUGAAUUUUUCACGACCGAACCAUAUGCCUGUGAACCUGAAAGCUUACCUAAAUGUCCUCCCAGUAAAGAAAUGGACAUCAAAUUGAGAGACGAAGAAGCUAGAAGAAAACGAGGUUUAAAUGCAAAACCUCAUGCAACGGAUGCCAACAGACGAACGAGAGCACGUGACAAGAUCAGCCGGGCAGUUCCUGCUCCAGAGGCUAAUGCAGAGCUCCAAACCAACUUAGACAGAAUGAGAAUUAUGUCAGAUGCAAAAGGAAGAAGCAAAAGUGACAAGUUCCCCCCACCACAUGAGGAUGCAGCUGUGGGCCACACGUCAUUCGGAGUUGCUGAUACUUCAUUUGCUUCAUCCAUUUUCGACCGCAAAUCCUCAAGAUCCCUAAGAAGUACAAUGACCUCAAGGAGGAAAAAACAUGACAAGGAGCAGCCAAACAGGGCACCUUCUAGAAGCUUCAUGAAUGCCUCUCUCAUUUGGGAUUUCAGGUUCAACCGAAGGCGAGCUGCCUCCGAGAAUUUCAGGGAAAGGAGGUCGUAA